UUUUUUCAACCACUUGUUGUUGUUGUUGUCAAUCUCAUCUACCACUUGUUGUUGUUUUUGUCAAUCCCAUCUACCACUUGUUGUUGUUGUUGUCAAUCCCUUCUACAACUUGUCAAUCCAAUCAAUCUUUAAUUAACUAACCGCGGAUUCUUUCUUUCAUUCUCAUUGUUAUUAUUGUCAAAACUAACCUUGUCAUCUUCACCACCACAAACACCAUUCCAAAUGGGCAAAAAUAAUAAAAGGAAAAACAUCAUUCGUGAUGAUGAUGAUCAUAAUCAACAAGCUGAACAUCAAGAUGAUCAUCAAGCUGAUAAUUCUUCUAAAAAUACUAAAACACCGAUAAAAAAGUCAAGAAUUGAAAAUAUCAUUGAUAUAUCUUCUAAUUCAUCAUCAUCAUCAUCAUCAUCAUCACCAUCAUCAUCAAGAUCAAAACCGUCGACAUCUAAAUCAUCACCAUCAUCAUCAAGAUCAAAACCGUCGACAUCUAAAUCAAAACAGUCGACGUCUAAAUCAAAACCGUCGACGUCUAAAUCAAAACCGUCGACGUCUAAAUCAAUAGCAUCAUCAUCCAGAAAUACCAGAUCCAUUAGUGAUUUCUUUACACCAAGUCAAAAACCGGAUUCCAUGAUCACGACCGCAGCCGUCGCAUCAGCAACUUCAAAUAUCGAACAAGAAAACAACAACAACAAGCAAUCAUCAUCCAAUGACGCGUUUGUCAAAAUAAUUAUCCUUUUUUUAAAAAAAAUUCUCAAAUUCAAAUCCCUUCGAAAUAAAGAUAUUGAAAAAUACACUAAGAUUUCCAAAAUAUUAAAUGAUUUGAGUGGAAACAUUACCAAAAAAUUUAAAAAAGAAGCAUUUAAAGCGAUGGAAAAAUUGAUUAAAAAUUCUACAUUUUUAGUUGAAGUUAAAGAAUUCAUCAAAGAAUUAAUCGAAAAUUUUGAAAUUCUCAACAUCAACAACCAAAUAGUCAAUCUUGUCGACGACGACGAUGACGACUUAAUUGAAGAUGAAAAUUUUGAAAAUUUUAAAAUGAAAUUAUCGGAAAUUAUGUCAACAUUGACUAAUCAAUCAAAUACGAUUGUUGAGGAAACACCUCGUGAACAAAAAAUCGAACCAUUCAAUUUUACCGUCGCAUCUUCAUUAACAAAACCACCUAAAUAUGCUAGCGUUGUUUUUAAAAAACGCGCCAAUGCCAAUGCCAAUGCCAAUGCCAAUCCCAAUACAAAUAAUGAAAAUAAAAAUAAUGAUGGUGAUGAUAAUGAAAAUAAAAAUAAUGAUGGUGAUGAUAAUGAUAAUACAAAUAAUGAUGGUGAUGAUAAUGAAAAUAAUAAUUAUGAUGGUGAUGAAAAUGAUAAUAAUAAUAAUGAUGGUGAUGAUACAAAUAAUGAUGACGAUGGAAAAAAUAUUAAAGAAAUAUUAUCGGAAAGGCUAUCUAAACCUGGCAGUCUUGGCAUUUCCAUUUCCAGCUUCCACCAACUUAGCCAUGGAAAAUUUUUAAUUGGAUUUGAUGAUCCAAUGUCAAAAAAUAGAUUCGAUUGUUUGGCCAAAUCUAUAGAUGAAAUAAAAGUGGAAAAUCCGAGAAGAAAACGGCCAGUAAUCAUGUUACAAGGGCUUCCGGAAACCACCAACCUCGAUACUUUGGCCAAAACAAUCACGGAAUUUAACAUAAAAAUUAAAGAUUGUUUAAAAAUAAUUAAAAAAGAGAGCAACAAUGACAACAUCGACGACCUAGCCAAAAUAUUUAAAUAG
Molecule: messenger RNA, 1749 nt
Organism: Dermatophagoides pteronyssinus (European house dust mite)
Lineage: Eukaryota; Metazoa; Arthropoda; Arachnida; Sarcoptiformes; Pyroglyphidae
Source: RefSeq, a predicted model, not a curated record